AUGAUAUUCCAUGUCAUCGCGGCGUGGCUACUGGUCGGCUCCUUUGCGGCCAUGAUUCUCUCGCUGCUCCUUUGGUGUGGAGCCCACCACCUAGAGAUGUGGCUGAAGCUCCUCGCGGAGCAGUGCGCUGCGCUGCGAACCUACCCAAAGGAGAUCCCGCGCAACAUAUCUGGCGAGGUGGUCGCCGAGGUCAAGGCAGUGGAGAAGCGGCUCGUGAACAGUGUCGAACUUCUUGCGCGCAAGCUACCGGAGUCAAUCAGCCGCGCCAUGGCGGAGCACGUUCCCCACAUGCACGUACCCAAGAACGCUCCGCACAUGACUCGCUGCUUUUCGUGCCGCAAGAGCAGUGCCACGACGUGA
Messenger RNA from Prorocentrum cordatum, 360 nucleotides. Lineage: Eukaryota; Dinophyceae; Prorocentrales; Prorocentraceae. The record is from the annotation of a GenBank genome assembly.